AGACCGCACCGCCGGGUCAGUGGCGAGGGGGCCGAGUCGCCGGUCACUGGCGGAGAUCCUCACCAUCGGGUCAGUGGCGAGAGACAGUGACACACGGUCAAGUAACGAGAGGCAGUUCCACCGGGUCAGUGGCGAAGGAACGUGCCAUCGAGUCAGUGGCGAGAAGCAGUGCCAUCGGGUCAGUGGCGAGGAAAUCCCACCGGAUCUGUGACGAGGAGCCGUGCCUCUGGAUAGUGGAAAGAGACCUCGCCAUCCGGCAAGUGGCGAGAGAUCGUGUCACAAACUCGCAACAUGACUCGCCAGCUCUGGCGGCUGGCGGCGCUGCUGCUGGGGGUGACCUCGGCGGCGGCCCAGCUGAUCUGCGUGCCGCUCGUCUUGUGUCCCGAGCUGAUGGAGGACCCCAAUACCAACCUGCUGGGCCGCGACAACGCCUGCUUCCUGCGAGACCGCUCCGAUGGAGGUCUAUGUGUCGGCGACACCAGCGCCGGCAUCCUCUCGCUGGACUACCUGCCGCCGGCCAAGCCGACCGUGGACCCGGCCGACGCGGCCCGCGUGCGCCGCGAGGACGAGCCGCUCCGGAAGCGCCUCAGGCGGUACGAGCAGCUCAUCAUCGACCAGAAACUGCCGCCGGAUGAGGUGAGCGACCUGGUGUGUGAGGCGGAGAAGCAGGCGCUGCGCGUGGAGUCGGUGGUGCUGAAGCUGGCGCUGAAAGACGCGAACCUGGCACUGCCCAACUCGCCCGAGGAGCUGCAGCUGCUGUUCGCCGAGCCGCAGGGGCGCGUGGCGCGGGCGCUCGGCCUCGUGGCGCAGCUGUCUGCCAUCAUGCUGGCCGGCCUGCAGAAGUUGGGGGCGCUCUUCAAGGUGCCGCCCGUCGACCCGGUGGAAUCCAACGCGGCAUUCUCGCUGCCGCCGCCGAGCGACGAGGUGCUGGAGUUCGGCUCGCUGCUGCUGCCCAACUGCACGCCGCUGCCGGUGCCGGAGUGCGGAGACGCCACACUCCGCUACCGCACGCACGACGGCUCGUGCAACAACCUGCUGCGGCCGCGCGCCGGCUCCGCUAACUCGCAGUACUCGCGCUACUUCCCGUCCGAGUACGCGGACGGCGUGAGCGAGCCGCGCGCCGCCGGCGCCGCCGGCCGACCGCUGCCAUCGGCGCGCUUCGUCAGCGCCGCGAUCGGCAACAGCAACACGGCCGACGGCGAGGACGGCUUCCGCACCAUCGCUCUCACGCUCUUCGGCCAGUUCGUCGACCAUGACGUGACGUCGACGCCCGAGUUCGCGCUGGAGGGCGAGGAAGACGAGACGGACGAGUCGGCGGUCCCAGGCAUCGGCUUCAACUGCUGCCACCGCAACGGCUCAUUCCCGUCCAAGUCGCUGCAUCCAAUGGCGUGCAACCCGAUCCGCGUGCCCGAAGACGACCCGUACUUCUCGCUGCACGGCGUGAACUGUAUCAGCCAGGUGCGCUCGCUGCCCGCGCCGUCCGAGGACUGUCUGGCGAGACCGCUCAACCAGCAGAACCAGAUCACGCACUACCUCGACGGCAGCAACAUCUACGGCAGCUCGGAAGCCGAGUCGACCAAGCUGCGCGCCGGCACCGGCGGCCUCAUCAGCACCACCAACCCGGGCCGCCUGCUGCCACGAGACGAGAAGCGCUGCGCGAGGCGCGCCGCCGACUGCUUCGUCUCCGGCGACCACCGCGCCGGCGAGAACGUCGGGCUCGCGUUCGUCCACCUGGUGUGGACGCGCGAGCAUAACCGCGUGGCGACGUUCCUGGCUGCGCGCCACCCGGACUGGGACGACGAACGGCUGUACCAAGAGGCGCGCCGCAUCGUGGUCGGCGAGUACCAGCACGUGGUGUACAACGAGUUCCUGCCAGCGAUCCUCGGGUACGGGUACGUGCGCGACCGCGGCCUGAAGGCGGGCGACCGGGCGCGUGUGGCCGCCUACUCGGCCGACACCAUGCCCACCAUCACGACCGAGUUCUCCUCAGCCGCCUUCCGCUUCGGCCACUCGAUGGUGCACGACGUGUUUCGCCUGCAGAGCAGGUCGGGCCGCAUGUGGCGCCUCCCCCUCGAGGAAACCUUCUUCAACAGCACGCACCUGCAGCUGCGCGGGAUCGUGGGCGACCUGGCGCGCAGCCUGACCUCGCAGCUGCCGGGCCGCGUGGACACGACCUUCAGUCCGGCUCUGACACAGCACCUGUUCGCGCCGACCGGCAAGCCCGGGCUCGACCUCAUCGCGCUCAACAUCCAGCGCGGCCGCGAGCACGGCCUGGCCAGCUACGUCACGGCGCUGGAGAACUGCGUGGAGCACGACGUGGCCGGCUGGGACGACUUCCAGCCGUACAUGACGGCAGAGGCCGUGGAGCAGCUGCAGGCCGUGUACGACGACUUCCGCGACGUGGACCUCUUCGUGGGCGGCGUGAGCGAGCGGAGGUUGAGCGGCUCCGCCGUCGGCACCACCUUCCAGUGCAUCAUCGGCGAGCAGUUCUUCGACCUGCGCUACAGCGACAGAUUCUUCUACGACAUCCGGGACCAGCCGAACAGCUUCACUGUGCGACAGCUGGAGCAACUGCAGCGUGCCUCGUUCGCCCGGAUCCUGUGCGACAACGUGGACGGCCUGAACGAGAUGCAGCAGCUGGCCUUCUUUCAGCCGGACUUCUUCCUGAACAAGAAGCAGAACUGCAGCGAUCUUGCCAUCCCCACCAUCGACCUCAAGCCGUUCUAGUGACGUCCCAUCCUGCGGCGGUGUUCGAGCGGCCGCACAGGCCGGAGACCGUCUGUAAAUCUGGGGAUGUUCUCGAACGAGCAGUUAGAUCUGCAAUACACUCCCUGACAUGGUGGCGUGACGGCACUGAAGAGGUGUCCGAAGGUCAGCGACGGACCUUCUGAUCACCAGCUGUCUUCACGAGGAGACUAUUCAGUUGACCGUCAUGGAUUAUCUGGUCUUCCCGCAUGGCAGCGCUGAUCGUCCGGGAGUCCGGAGGUGCUGGUUGCGUCGAAGCGACAGCAGCAGGGUGAACAUCAGCGACGAGCACCGCACUACAUCCCCGAACUGUUUCAGUGGUAGCACUGCGCCGGUCCGAACCUCUGGCACGGGCGCUCUGUGGUCCUGAGGCUGCCUUAUGAACAUCUGUGAGAGAGCGCCCCGCUGUCGCGUCUCUGCCCGGAACAGGGCCGGACCGGUGACGCAAGUGACGCGGAUAUGUCCCAACUAUGGCACUGGCGGUGACCGGUGCAGUCGGUGUACUGUGCCAUGCACCUUAGCGUGCGAGGUUCCACUCGACACGCCCGGUUAGAUCGACCACCCUGGACCAGGCGAUGAACUGAGGAGCGGCGCUCCCGGCCAGGGGGCGGUGUGCGGACAGGUCAGCGCCAAUCACAGGCGGACAGACGCGUCACGUGACUCGUGACGUGAGCGAGGUCGUCAAAUCCCGGCGCUGGAAGUGACUAUUCACCGUGAAAUGUUACCAACUGUGUAUCAUGGAAACCAAUGCGCUUCCGGCACUGAUAAACGAAUGUCUCUAACUUUCGGCUGCGCUAACUGGAGCAUUAACCGUUCACUAGGAAGACAAUUAACGGUCGUUAAAUACUGCUGUCUUGAUCCCAGCUGUGGCCUGCUCGAUACAAUGCAGCUGUCAAUCUCCCAGCCAGUUAUCCUUAAGUCGAAGUCAGCCGCCCAUAAAAAGACAUCGGGUUUGAUUAGAUUUUCCGUGUACAUCGCAUGCAAUAGAAAGGACUGGUUGUUAGGUAUGUCAGAAAUAAAGCACC
Molecule: messenger RNA, 3770 nt
Organism: Pollicipes pollicipes
Lineage: Eukaryota; Metazoa; Arthropoda; Thecostraca; Pollicipedomorpha; Pollicipedidae
Product: chorion peroxidase
Exons: 5
Coding region: 292-2727 (811 amino acids)
Biological process (GO): response to oxidative stress
Molecular function (GO): peroxidase activity; heme binding
Source: RefSeq, a predicted model, not a curated record